GCUCACGGUCCGCCAAAUGUUAAGUGGCCUCUAUGAGAACCGGUAAAAAGAUCAAAUUUGUCCAACCUAACAAAAAAAUAUGAAAUAAAAGUAAUACAUAUUAGGUAACGAUUUGAUAUUAAUAACGCUCGUAAUUUAUAUAUUUUUAUCUGACGUAUUGCUUUAUUAAACUCAAAGGGUUUUGCUAGCUUCACCGGGCGUGCAGACAACGAGCUCUGGUGGCUCAGUCCGGGACAUUGCCAACAUUGGCCCAGCAAGGACAGUGCUUCGUAGAAUCUACAACCGGAUCGGAAAUAAUCGGAAUCACUAAUAUCACAUUGACGCAGUCACCGUUUUGUUUGUGUUUAUUCUAUGUUCUCGUGCUUACGUCAUUUAUUGCUAAUUCUCCGUUGAAUUCACACGAGUGCCUACAGUGUAUUGAGAAAAUGACUCGUGAUAUGUGUUUUUUAAUAUUCAUUGUUUUAAUCGGUCAUUGUUUUGGAGAUAAACAGUGCGGUCCUAGUGAACAGUUGAAUACAUGUCCGUCUGCUUGUACUACUGGCAGAUGUCCUGAGAGCCAUGACGAAUUUAAAAACUGCUCCGACGGAGGCAAAUGCCUCGAAAGCCGUUGCGACUGCCAAUUCAACUAUAGACGAGCGGCGAACAACACUUGUAUACCCAUAGCCAGUUGCCCCAAAUUUAAUUGUACUGGAGCGAACGAAGAGUACGUAGCCUGUCCACCAUACUGCCCCACAGACGACUGUUCCCAAGCCACUCCUGACGGUCACUGUCGUUAUUUUUGGAGCAUACUAUUUGUAGUGGAAUGUAGACCUUCUUGCCGUUGCAUUGAAGGGUUUUGGAGGAACAAGGGAGUUUGCGUUCCUUAUAAUAAGUGCCCUAAAACCUAAAUUAAGUUUAAUUAAUGUUAAUUCUUAUAAUUGUGUACAUUUAAUGUCAUUAUUUAUUUUAUGUAGACCGACUAAAUUACUUAAAUUCUCA
Molecule: messenger RNA, 978 nt
Organism: Bombyx mori (domestic silkworm)
Lineage: Eukaryota; Metazoa; Arthropoda; Insecta; Lepidoptera; Bombycidae
Product: inducible metalloproteinase inhibitor protein
Exons: 3
Coding region: 426-887 (153 amino acids)
Source: RefSeq, a predicted model, not a curated record